Penicillium robsamsonii is the source of this 1713-nucleotide messenger RNA. Its product is annotated as oxidoreductase, short-chain dehydrogenase/reductase family. The record is from RefSeq and is a predicted model, not a curated record. NCBI's taxonomy places the organism in Eukaryota, Fungi, Ascomycota, Eurotiomycetes, Eurotiales, Aspergillaceae. Bases 1 to 1713 code for a protein of 570 amino acids. The transcript has 3 exons.
AUGAACGAAAACUUCUACUCCGCUGCCAAUGAUACAUGGCACGGUGAGCUGCUGGACAGCCCCAUCUGCCACAAAUGUCUCGAGAUACAUGACCGUCAUGCAUGUACUUCUCUCUCCAAACCCCUUUCGGUAGACUCGGCAGACGCUUUGUCCCUCCCCCCUCGAUCCAUCAAAUCUCGUAUCACGGGGGUCCUUUCUAUCCACGAUUACCACAAGUUUCUCUCCAAAUCUGCAGACCGCAUUGGCGAUCCUGUCGAUCAGACAGGAAAGAAGUUGAAGCGCAAGACUGCUGCAUUGCAUUUGAAUCGCCCGUCCGCACUUCCCAUUUCUUAUCCUGUAUCUAUAUCCUCCGUGGCAUCAAGUCCUCCGCCGCUCUCUCCGUCCUACUCCCACAGCAUCGUCUCCCAGUGGAGUGAAGAGCCUGAGCUCGGGGAAGCCCAGACUGUUCAUUACCAAGCCGCCCAAAGCCCACGAAUACCUGUUGUCUCGGAUCUCGGGACUCGUGCUAGACCUAAUAGGAAGCGAUUGAAUACCUUUCGUGAAAAGCUUCAACAAAGGGCCCAGGCGCAAGCGGAAGAAGCUGAGCGUGCCUCCAAAACUCAAUCCUCGGACUCGAUGCUGGCCAGUACGCAGGCCGUGGCCACCGUCUCGCACGGUGGUGCUUGCUUUGAGAUCCUGAAUCCGCGCAAGUCGCUGGAUCUAGCACGCAUCGUCUCAUACAUUGAAGACGUCGACAAUUGCUCCGUGGUCUCAUCAGACAAUCAGCGAGACUCUACUUUCUCCAUCGAGCAAGGACUGGACCGGGUGUCCCUGUCCCAAUUCACCGAUGCCUCAUUGCCAUCAUUUUGCUCAACCAAAUCGUUGUACACCUCCGUCCCAGCCGAUCUGCCAACACUAAAAGGUCAACCGACGGACAUGGCGUCGUCUUCCCCGGGAAUCCAUGACCGCGUCCGGUCUCUAUCAGACUACUCUAUCAAUGAACAAAGCUUCAACUACUGGAGCCGACCUGUACAGCAAACUGAAAAACACGAUCUGCGUAUCGAUACACACAACCACCCAAGCAGUGACAGAGACUCCCCGCAAUUACCACACAUGACCUCCAUCACGGAGGAAUCCAACCUCCCAAACCUAGACUUCACCCACCGAUCCUCCACCCCAUCAACGCAAACCUUCUACUCAGAGAGUGAGAUUGGCGAACCCGGCUCCCCCGUCUACGCCAACGGCGACUGGGCCCAAGUCGACGACCGCGACAGAGGCAUCCUGUUCGACCUACCAGAAGACGCAACAACACCCGGCCACCACGACUUCUCAUCCUCACAAGAACCCGAACCACAAACACCCCGCGAAAGCCCCCUCGACACACCAAGUGGCUCGCCCAUGCAAUCACCAAUCUACUCCUCCUUCGACUCCGCCUACCCCUACCCAACCUCUAUGUCCACCUCCAAACUCCCCCACUACUCCGCCCCCUUCGAUCCCUAUACCUACGACCCGGUGUACCUCGACCCACACGUCCAGUCCGUCCUCGCAGCCGCGAACGCCGAGACGAUGGGGUUGCGGGGAAAUUCUGCACGCGCACUGGAUGAGCUGCAGCGAGGGGCGCGAACUGGCGAGACCAGUCCGCGAUUUGAGUUCCAGCGGAGAAAGAGUGAUGAGAGGAAAUCGGCUCAGAGAAAGGGGUUGAGGAAGUUCUUUAGUUGGAAGCAUGGGAGUUAG